This is a messenger RNA of Adineta steineri, 951 nucleotides long. NCBI's taxonomy places the organism in Eukaryota, Metazoa, Rotifera, Eurotatoria, Adinetida, Adinetidae. The record is from the annotation of a GenBank genome assembly.
AUGAUGGAUAUUCAACAAACAUAUGCCUCAUCAUCUGUAACUGAUAGUUAUAAUAAUGAAUCAAUUCUACCUCCAUCGCUUUUUUCUUUUGAAUCAACAAUUAAUUCAAGUUCGAAACUAACUAAUAAUUCUUCAUAUGAAAAAGAUAGUUUAUUAGAUGAACAACUUCGUUUUGAAAAACAAAUAGCACAUGAAAGUUCAAUAAAAACACAAAAUUCAUUUAUAACAACAUAUACAAGUUUACAAACAAUUCUUUCACAAACGCAAUUAAAAUUAGCUACAAUAUUUCUUCAAGAAACUGAAUAUUUAAAAUUUCGUGAACAACAACUUGAAUAUGAAGAACAGUCACUAACAAAACGUAUGAUAAAAAUUGAAAAUAUUCAAAAUGAACGAAAACAAAUAGAAAAUGAAUUCAAUAAAAUAAAAGAUCGUCUUGAAAUGGCAGUUAUUCAACUUACAAAAUUUCAAAAUGAUGGUGUAGAAAUCUUACAAAAACUAUUUAAUAAAUCUCAUCAAAUAGAUGAACAAUUAUCUGGACUUAUCUGUCAAUGUGUAGCAUCAUUAAAUCGUUCUCAAACAAUAAUUCAUUCGAAAAUCAAUGAAUUCUCACAAAAAUCAAAUCAUAUUCAAUCUGAAUUAACUAAUAGACAAGUUAUAAUGCGAAAUACCCAAUUAUCAAUAACAUUAAUACUUGAAUUAGUUACUACACUUAACCAAUUUAAUGUUCAACAUUCACAGGAUAUUACAAUGACAACGAUAAAUUUUGAAAAACAAUAUCAACAAUUUAUAAAUACAUCAGAAAUGACAAAGAAUAAUUUGGAUAUUAAUAAAGAAAUGAAUGAAAUACAUGUAUUAGAAAAAGAAAAAAUUCAAUUAGAAGAAGAAUUAUUAGAACAAACUAUAUUACUUGAAAAUAUUCAUACUAUCAUAGGAAAAGUAAUUAUUAGAUAG